AAAUCCUCCGGAAAUGCCAUUUCAGUUGCUAUAAAUGUGUCAGGUUGCACAAGUAGUAUAUGCAUAAUCUAGUCUUCUUCAAAAUGGGAACCCAUGUUUUAUCUCGCAUUUUAUUCCUAGUUCUCUGCAUCUACAGCCUUAGAACCAUGGUUGAUGCGGCUGGAGAAUGCGGGCGAAAUCCCCCAGAUAGAGAAGCCAUCAAGCUAGCUACUUGUGCAAUGGCUUCACAAGACACAUCUGCAAAAGUGUCUCCAACUUGCUGUGCUCGAGUGAGAGAGAUGGGAAAGAACCCGAAAUGCCUUUGCGCUGUCAUGCUUUCUUCCACAGCUAGGAGCUCUGGAGCAAAGCCAGAGAUCUCAAUGACAAUUCCUAAACGUUGCAACAUCGCUAGUCGUCCCAUUGGAUACAAGUGUGGAGCUUAUACUCUGCCUUGA
Camelina sativa (false flax) is the source of this 434-nucleotide messenger RNA. The record is from RefSeq and is a predicted model, not a curated record. NCBI's taxonomy places the organism in Eukaryota, Viridiplantae, Streptophyta, Magnoliopsida, Brassicales, Brassicaceae.